Aspergillus pseudotamarii is the source of this 2490-nucleotide messenger RNA. RefSeq names its product H3 histone acetyltransferase RTT109. Bases 103 to 2490 code for a protein of 795 amino acids. Gene Ontology annotation, biological process: DNA damage response. The record is from RefSeq and is a predicted model, not a curated record. Gene Ontology annotation, molecular function: histone H3K56 acetyltransferase activity. The transcript is spliced from 8 exons. Lineage: Eukaryota; Fungi; Ascomycota; Eurotiomycetes; Eurotiales; Aspergillaceae. Gene Ontology annotation, cellular component: nucleus.
UUUGUAUCGUAUAUAUAAAUCAUUUGGUACAUCUCCUGGAAAUAUUUUGCGCAUUAUUUGCUUUUUUUUGAUAUCUUCUAUUGGUAUUGUCUGGAGGUGAACAUGAUUCUUUCCCAGCCCUUCUUUGUCGCAGCAUCUGCAGCUCUUCUGUCCCCAGGACUGGCUGCUGGAUUUUCGACUGAGCUUCAGAGUGUGCUGAAGAACACACAUGGUGGCAAUGAAUAUGGAUAUCCUACCGAUUUUACCAGGGGUAUAAUGCCUAUACCAGUCCACUCCCACAAUGAUUACUGGAGAGAUAUUCCCUUCUACACUGGUCUCUCCAAGGGCUGUGUUUCAACAGAAGCCGAUGUGUGGCUUUAUAACGGUACACUUUACGUCGGGCAUGAUGAAUCCUCCUUGACUGAGGAACGAACUUUCGAGUCCCUCUACGUCAAUCCAAUGUUAGAUGUGCUAAAGCGCCAAAACCCCCAAACUCGUUUUGUGACUUCACCCACGAAAAACGGCGUCUUUGACACUACUACUUCGCAAACCCUUUACUUUUUCGUCGAUGUAAAAACGUCAGGACCUGAAACAUUUGAAGCUGUUAUAUCUGCGUUAGAGCCACUCCGCAAGGAGGGCUAUCUGACGUCGUUGAAAGACAACAAGACGGUGACAAGUGGUCCCAUAACCGUCAUCGGGACAGGCAACACGCCUCUUGAUAUGGUUGGACCGGUUGCUAAUCGUGACUACUUCUUCGAUGCUCAUCUAGAUGCGCUAGAGGAAAAUCCUGAGAUCACGUCCUUGAUCUCUCCUAUUGCAUCUACUAGCUUCCAAGAGACAGUGGGCUCAGUCACAUACAACUCGAUGUCUAAGGUCGAUGUUGAUCUGGGGGAUCUCUUGGCUAAGGUGCUCCCCACCGGUGUCAAGGUCACCAUUCGCCAUAUCUCGUCAGCUCCUACCCCAUGCACAGCGCUCUUUGCGCCUCCUCCAGGGGAAGAGCCCGAGUCGACGUUUUGUGAAAACCAUUUUCUGACGGUCUCCGUGAAUGCCGACGAGCAUGAUGGAUCCGAGAUUAUCGUUUUUGGAAUCGAAGUUCUGGUCUACAGCACAGCGCAUUUAACGACUGUUUUCGUCUCCAAGGCGGAUUCUACUGGAUUCCUGCACUUACUAAAAAAUGCACCGAAAGUUUCGCUCAUCAGGCGCAUCUCUAACGGCUUCCUGUCUUUCCUGGUGCAGACACAUCAACGGCCAGGUGUUCGGCUGGUGGUGUCAUUGUUCGCACGGGCUCAGAACCAGUAUCUGUUCCCAGGCAGCAUCGAAAAUUCGGGAAAGCAUGUUCUCGACGAUAGGGGUCUGAUCAAAUGGUGGUGUCGCGCCGUCGACCCCAUAUUACGCGAGUAUGAGCCGGAAUCAGGAUCCCACGAGAAAGGUCUCCUUGACCGUGCUAUGGAAUCCGCUCAAAGUUCCGCAACAGCAUUCCUGAUAGUCCCCGGAUGUGACAAAUUUGAAACUCGAGGCUUCUUCCCUAGCACCGCAAAAUCAGAUGAUAAAGAACGCCCCAGGUGGCUGAACAGCUACCCGCUUCAUCAGCUGUGCGACAACACCGACGCGCCUCCGCGCUGCUUGAUUCCUCGUUUUCCAGAUGAUCCGAAAACACGCUUCGUGGUUGACUUGGAUGAUGAGCUCCCGCAACAAUCGGAGGCGGGGGGCUCGAAGGAAGGCGCUGGGCAAUGGAGGAGUGUCAAAUCUCUAGAGCAGUUCUGGGAGAUGAUGUCUUUCCGGCAGGAGUGUUCUGCUGGGCGACUGGUCGGAUUCUUGUGGCUUGUUAUUAACCCUCCGGGACUUGUCAACUCGGUUCAAAUGACAAGCUCCAGGCCUGUUUUCAAAGAGACAGCAGAGGAUUCCUCGCCAGCGACCGUCCCCACAUCUGACCAGGUGGAUUCAAACCCCAUUCGGACAGAAAUGCCUGAUGCAACGUCAGGUGGUCCUGUGCAAGACCCAUCUUUCCAGACAGGCAGCUUAUCUUCUGAGACCCAUCCCAAAAUACAGCCGAACACAGACCUGAACGCGUUUUACUGGCCAGAAGCAGGCCGGGGUCAUGCUGUUAUGAGCGAAGAAGAUUACAAAACCGCGAUCAAUUUCCUACUUGAGCAAGACUUCUACAACCAAGAGGUUUCUAUAGCCAGCACUAAGGCAUGGGGUGAGAAAGUUGCAUCCAUCGUGGACCAGCUUUGGGUCGGUCAGCAAGUCACAGGAAGGAACACGUCUGGAGAAUCUGCCGACAAACCCGCUCCAACGACAAACAUCAUUAACACUGGAUUGGUUCGAAAGCGAAAGAAAGAUGAACAGAGCCAGGCGACGACAGCAACAACAGCACAGAAUGAAGGGCGCGCGGGAAACGAUACAGUCUCAGGUGUAGUGACAGUAGAGACUAGUGCAACAGAGACGAAUGAAUCCUCUGGAAUCAAUGUGCUUCAAGCAAACUUGAUCCGGAAGAAGAAAAAGGCUUAG